Molecule: messenger RNA, 1102 nt
Organism: Strongylocentrotus purpuratus (purple sea urchin)
Lineage: Eukaryota; Metazoa; Echinodermata; Echinoidea; Camarodonta; Strongylocentrotidae
Exons: 7
Coding region: 128-1102 (324 amino acids)
Biological process (GO): meiosis I
Source: RefSeq, a predicted model, not a curated record
GUCGUAGGAUUGGGCGAAGCCGAAGGUCAAAGUCAUCAAAAUAGAAAGAAAAACUUGAAAUUGAUGUUGUAAUGGAUCUCAAAUUGAUCGUAAAUUGCUGAGUAAUUAUCAAGGACCACGCUGAGUGAUGGCAGAAGCGAACAGCUUGUCUCUUUUCGGUGAAAACCACCAAAAUCACGACUCCACUUGGACUGUUCACGGCAUUCGUCCGCAAUCUCUUCUGUGCAUUGCGUGCAUCGCCGAGAAUUUCGACAAUCGAGAGGAACUCGUUAUCAAGAAAAAGUAUUUUCUCGGAGAAUUGCUUGGUUUGCUAUCGUGCAGCUCUCGAAAUGAAAUCUGGGAAUUACUGGUUGACGAUGAGGAGGUGCUGGAACACUUGCUUCGGACCAUUUUUAAUCUGCUGGCGCUGUCAGAUGACAAUGUAACAACUGUGGCAAAUGAAAUUUUAGUUCUUUUAUGCAACCAGCUGAAAUCAGAUGAUCUUGUCUACCUCCUCAUCCAAGAAAUCAUUGCCAAGAUUGAAUCGGGAUGUGGAUACCAGCAGAGCCUUCCUUACCUUUCUUUGAUUGGUCAGUUACUGCAAACCAUUCCUGCCUUGGCACCAACUCUAGCUCAACAUGGAGACAGCCUGCUGGACUAUCUGGUCUCUGGCCUUGCCUCCUCGUCAGAAGAUGUCAAAACGAGCAUCGUCUUCCUCCUCGCGCGACUCCUGGGCCCGCUGCACGAGAAUGACAUUUAUCCCCAGCUCAGCAUGCAGAUCGCUCACGCCAUACUCCCCAUACUGUCAUCAGCUCAGUCACUGCAGCUACAGACCAAUGCCAUAGGAUUGCUGAGGAGACUUCUAGAGAGCAAGGAGCUGACAGGCUUCCUGAUGAGGCCAGACACCCAACCUAGCAUCUCCUCUGUCAUAAAGAAGAUUCUCCUGAGCAGGAAUGAGGUCCUACAAAUCAGCUGUGUUCAAUGCAUCUCACAGGUUGUGGUACAGGACUCUCUUCAAGCAGGAGACAGUGGCCCUUCACACACCCAGGCACUUCUGGACGAGGAUGUGGCUGAAUUCCUCUUUGAAGCUCUUUCAACCACCAAUGAUCUCAUGCUCAGGUAA